AUGAGCUCAUUGAUAUCUCCAAAUGUAGUCAUUUCCUUAUCGCUCGAUGGGUCAUAUUUAUCUCCUCCGACUUCCUUGUUCAUUUAUCUCGAUGGUUCAUUUCUUAUUCAUUUAUCGCUCGUCAGAUCAUAUCGAAACUCCUUUAUUCAUCUCCAACGGUCAGUCAUUUUUCCUUAUUCUCUUUUUAUCUCGCAUUUCCUUAUUCCUUGUCGCUCAUAUCGAAACUCUUUGAUAUAUCUCCAAUGUGGUCAUUUCCUAUUCAUUUGUCGCUCGAUGGUCAUAUCCUUUGAUAUCUCCAAUGUGAUCAUUUUCCUUAUUCGUUUAUCGCUCGAUGGUCAUAUCGAAACUCCUGAUUUAUUCAUUUCCUCAUUUAUCCUCAAUGGUCAUAUCAAUUUCUUUAUUAUCUCCUCCAUUCCUUAUUUAUCGCUCGAUGGUCAUAUCGAAACUCUUUGA
This is a messenger RNA of Acanthosepion pharaonis, 453 nucleotides long. The record is from the annotation of a GenBank genome assembly. NCBI's taxonomy places the organism in Eukaryota, Metazoa, Mollusca, Cephalopoda, Sepiida, Sepiidae.